Molecule: messenger RNA, 1527 nt
Organism: Penicillium manginii
Lineage: Eukaryota; Fungi; Ascomycota; Eurotiomycetes; Eurotiales; Aspergillaceae
Exons: 3
Coding region: 1-1527 (508 amino acids)
Biological process (GO): transmembrane transport
Molecular function (GO): transmembrane transporter activity
Source: RefSeq, a predicted model, not a curated record
AUGACCUCCCCAAUCGAGAAAACCAACGCUCCGAAAAAAGUGCUCGAUAUCGGUAUCCAAGACUCUACUUCCGCCACGCAAAAAGAAAGCUCUCAACAAACUCAGCACUCGCAAGAUGAACACGGACAAGGUCAAGAACAAGCGAAACAAGAGCCCGAAUCUAGCACAGGGGCAAAAGAAUUGCGUCUUAAUUCCCUACUGUGCAGGAUCUGGUCUCUACUCACGUACACACCGCACCGAUGUCGGUGGGAUCCCGCGAAUCCGGUGAAGUUCAGCUGGGCGUUAACUUUUUUGUUUGGAUUUGCGACGACUUUUACGGUCGCAAAUCUCUACUACAACACCCCCCUCCUAACUCUCCUCGCAUCCGACUUCGCCGUCCCCUACGAACGCGUCACGCAAAUCCCAACCGUAAUGCAAGCAGGCUACGCCGUAGGCCUAGUCUUCCUUUGUCCGUUAGGCGAUCUCGUCCGGCGAAGACCAUUCACGUUACUCUUGACGAGUUUUACGGCGCUGGUUUGGUUGGGCUUGUGUUUGACUGGAAACUUUGAGUGCUUUGUUGCGCUUAGUUUCGUCGUUGCUGUUUCGACUGUUACGCCGCAAAUAAUGCUGCCUCUGAUCGGCGACAUUGCCCCGCCCACCCACCGCGCAACAGCCAUAUCCCUCGUCUCAUCCGGCCUCCUCCUCGGCCUCCUAAUCGCCCGCGUGCUAGCAGGAAUAGUAUCAGAGUACACAUCCUGGCGAAAUAUCUACUGGCUCGCGCUAGGACUGCAGAUUAGCAUCACGAUUGCGUUGUGGGGAUUUAUGCCGGAUUACCCUGCUACUCUGAACAGCACGGCAGCAUCAGCGUCAUGUUCAGUCUCAGCCCCGACAUCAAAAGCCAGCACAAGCAUUCAAGAAUCUCGCACUCAAACCCCACUCCGAGACAAACUACUCAUCUACCCCUCAAUACUAUGGAGCAUAAUAACCCUCUUCACAAACAACAAGACCCUAAUCCAAGCUUCGCUGAUGGGCUUCUGCUUCUCAGUGCCGUACACCUCGUUCUGGACAACGCUGACAUUCCUCCUCUCAGCCGAGCCAUACUCCUACUCCACGCUCGUCAUCGGGUUAUUUGCCGUCGUGGGGAUCUUACCCAUGGCCCUGGGCCCCGUGUACUCGCGUCUUGUGCUGGAUAGAUCUGUCCCACUUGUUUCGGCGCUGGUCGGGGUGGGAUUUUGUUUUGUUGGUGCUCUUGUUGGGAUUGUCGGUGGCAGUGGCAGUGGCAGUGGCAGUAUUGCUGGCCCGAUUGUUCAGUGCGUGUUGCUUGAUUUGGGACAACAGGUUGCGCUGACGGCGUGUCGGGUUGCGAUUUAUGAGUCUGCGCCUGGUGCGAGGAGUAGGGUUAAUACGGCGUUUGUGUUGUUUCUUUUUGGCGGGAAUAUUCUGGGGACGAGUUUGGGGCCGUUGCUUUUUGUUAGAUUUGGGUGGGUGGUUACUGAGGGUGUUGCUGGGGGGGUUUGCGGCGUUGGCGAUUGUUUUGGGGGUUUUUAG